Messenger RNA from Euleptes europaea (tarantolino), 3549 nucleotides. It is a transcript of the gene TEX14, whose product is annotated as testis expressed 14, intercellular bridge forming factor. Gene Ontology annotation, molecular function: protein kinase activity; ATP binding. Gene Ontology annotation, cellular component: midbody; kinetochore; intercellular bridge. The transcript has 19 exons. Bases 247 to 3549 code for a protein of 1100 amino acids. Gene Ontology annotation, biological process: attachment of spindle microtubules to kinetochore; male meiotic nuclear division; protein phosphorylation. Lineage: Eukaryota; Metazoa; Chordata; Lepidosauria; Squamata; Sphaerodactylidae. The record is from RefSeq and is a predicted model, not a curated record.
UGUGCUGAUGCUGUAAACUCCUUGGGACAGACCGCCCUGUUCAUAGCUGCUUUACUUGGCCUUGGGAAAGUGGUCGAUAUUCUUCUGGAUUUUGGCUCAGACCCAAAUCAUCGCUGUUAUGAUGGGAGUACUCCAGUACACGCUGCAGCUUUCUCUGGCAACCAAUCAGUUCUUAGUAAGUUGCUGGAGGCAGGUGGAGACUUGCGAAUCCAUGAUGAGAAUGGAAAGAACCCAGAGAGCUGGGCAAUGUCUGCUGCAAAGGAAAGUAGCAUCCAGAUGUUGGAGUUUAUCCAGCGCUGCACAGCACACAUGCAGGCCACCCUGGUGAAUUACACCUUGCUACACAAGGUUCGUUCUCCAAAAGACCUUGUCUACAACCCUUCCAUGUUUGGGGGCAUCACACACGGAAGGGACCACAGCCCACUGGGAAGAUUUCUGAAAGGCUCAAACCGUUCCAAAAAGUGCAAACAGUUUGGGCGAACUUUCAGCUUUGGCUUUGGGAAGUUUUAUCUUACUGGCAGCAAGCAAGUGGGCUACCUAUCAUCACUCCCACUCAUCACAGAUAAAGAACUGUUCCAGGCUGAUGAUGAACGGACCUUCUCAUUUCCUGCUGGGCCAUACAUGGUUAUGACCAAUUUGAUGUGGGGCGUGACCCGGGUCACAGUGAAGGAGCUGAAUCUGAAACCCCAUCGGAACUGCAGCAAGCUGCACCUGGCUGACCUGCUGCUUGCGGAAAAGGAGUAUAGUAGUAAACUCCGCCACCCUCAUUUGCUGCUGUUGAUGGCUGAGUGCUUAUCCAGUGGCUUGGAGAGAACCCAAUUAGUGUAUGAAAGGGUUAACUUUGGCUCACUUUACAGCGUCCUUCACGAGAGGCGCUCAGAUUUUCCAGUUGUGCAUGCCGAAACGAUUGUGCACUUGCUGCUGCAGGUGAUUGAGGCCUUGAGGUUCCUGCACACACAAGGCUUCGUCCACCGCACAGUCAGCUCCUAUGCGGUGGUGAUUGUAACGACUGGUGAAGCCCGACUCACCAACUUGGAGUACAUGAUUGAAAGCAAGGAUGGGGGAGAACACAGCGACCUGACCCGGGUGCCCAUCUCCUCUCAGCUGUUCAAGUGGUGUGCGCCGGAAGUGAUCCUUGAAAAGCCUGCUACUGCCAAAUCAGACAUCUACAGCUUCUGUGCCGUGAUGCAGGAGGCACUCACAGAUACUGUUCCCUGGGAAGGGAUCAAAGGUUCAGUGGUUAAAGAUCAUGUAUUUUCCGGCCGGUCUUUGGAAACUGAUGCUAGGCUACCGAAACUGUAUUAUGACACUGUGAAGAUUGGCCUGGAGUACAGAAAGAAGGACCGCAGUAUAAAUCUAGAGGAUAUUCGCUACAUCCUACAAAAUGACUUAAAGGAUUUGAUUGCAUCCCAGAGGAACUACCCCUGCGAAAGUUCCAGCACGCCCAACAGAGAAGCACAGCACAACAUUAAUAUCUGCUAUCCAUCCUCAGACGUCCAAAUCAAGAUGCCAAAGUUGCAGGGAGAGGAGACUGCCCAAGUCGUCAGGACUUUUACUGUGUCAAGAUGUGCUGUUACUUCACCCGUAAUGGAGGCCGCUACUUCCUCCAAGCUUGAGCCUACUAUUCAUGGAGCUAAACCGAGCCCGAUCUGGGACACCGCUCCUGAACCCCAGGAUGAUGCCAGCAGCAUGGAUGAGAGCCUCUGCAGCUUUGAAAUCAAUGAGAUCUACACACGUUAUCCAGAUUUGUGUGAGGGUAGCACAGAGGAAGAGGAGUCUACUGGAUUGGAUCCAGAAUCCCAAAGGAAAACACAAAUCACUCCAAAGCACAGGACAAAUGUCCCAUCGCCUCCUGCCAAAGUUCACAGUAGGCAGAUGAGCUUUAGUGAGGAAGACAGCUCUUCGGACCUCGAAGCAGAGAACAGCAUAGAGAACUUUAGUGAUGGGUCCGAGUGUUGCCUUGUUACCCAAGCAACACAGUACAUCAAUGAAAUAGAGGCCAGCUGUUUGAAUUGGGACAGGCUGUCUGGCAAGUUUAUCUCAGACCUAAAGACUUGUCAAAAUUUAAUGCAACGAUUUUCAGGUGCUGUUGAGAGAAUGAAGGAAUUAGAUGCACUGGAUGCCCAUAGGAAGCAGCCACUUGCAGGGGACCAAAGGCAGCAGUGCCACGUCCCAUGUCCUUUUGAGGAGGCUUACUUGAAGAGGACUGAAGAGGCUUUGGGAAAUAUCCAGGGGCCCUACAGUGGAGACAAGGCGUUACUGUGGAAGGCAGUCAGCCCUCCAUCAAAGUUCUACAUCCCUCCACUGUUGCAGGUCUCGGGUAUGCUGAGGCCAAUGGGUACUCACCACUUCCAAGCAAGAGAAAACGAACGCAAGGACGAGAGCAUGAGCCAAGACACCAACUUUUGGAACGAUCUGGAAUUGGUCGUGGCCAAAACCCCUAGAGACAUAGGAGGAGCAGAACCAAACUCUCAGCUCUUGUACCCGAGUGUGUCUACCAGGAGGGAAAGGAUGGCCAGUGCACAGCCACUUCGAGGGAGCGACUCGAGCUCUGCAGGGGAUGGAGUUAAAGAGGCAAUAAGGGUCUGUCAAAAACCUCUGUCUGAAACAUGUGAUGCAGCUUUGAGAAGCAAGGAGAGGAGUCUGGCACAGUCUGAAUGGGCAAAGGAAGUAAGUCAGAUGGCGAGCAAAGUAGUUUCUGGGCAACUGGACCUUUUGAUUCCGUACCCUCCCAGCACAUGGACUUCUGAGGCUGACGAUGAGAACAUCAAGGGUGCUUUAGAAAGUUCCGGCAACACGGCACGAAUCAAGACCUGCCAGCAAAGGGCACAAGAAUGGCCACAGGCAGUAAAAGAGACUGGUGAUCAGAAACCAGUCUGCAGCACUGAAGCGUUUUGUAAUUUUUUAUUAGGCAAGAGCAGCCAGCUUUUAGCAAAUGAGGCGCAAACCGAGUGUGACACAACCUUGUGCAAGAAUUCAGCCAUUUCUGUCAGCGCUGAAGACCUUUGCAGGGUGCAGCCAGAAAACCUCUGUUGUUCACCGUCUUCAUCUCCUGAUUCAUCAGAAGAGUUUUUAACUCCUGAUUCAGAUGUUUUUUUCUGUUAUUUAGCCCCUCAGGAGUAUUCAGAACCAGAGAACUCAAGUCCUGAAGAUAAAGAAGAUUUGUGUGAAGUCCGCAGACAGCAAGAAUUCCCCUUUGAUGCAGCACAGACCGGUAAAGUUACCGAGCCUCCGGUUUUGGUCGAGAAGCCUGCUUCUGAUUCUGUUAAAACCAAGAAGAAAAAGGAUAAGACCGAUAAAAAGGACCAGAAGGGCAAUAAGGCUCAAAAAUCUGAUAAGCAGCCCUUGACCAUUGAGGAGGGGGCAGCAGACUCCUCCCUGUCUGCGAAUGCUUCUAAGCACCGGGAGAGGUCCCCGAAGUGCGCUGCUUCUCCGAAGCCUUCAACCUCUUGGCGCCGAGAGUCACCAUCACCCCCGAGGCUUUCUAAGCAUCGGAGCCGAGGGCGGAGUCCUGGACUGGCUCGAUGCCAUAAGUCUGCUUCCCCGUAG